Messenger RNA from Plodia interpunctella (Indianmeal moth), 1341 nucleotides. RefSeq lists its product as uncharacterized. Gene Ontology annotation, molecular function: DNA binding. The record is from RefSeq and is a predicted model, not a curated record. Gene Ontology annotation, cellular component: transcription regulator complex; nucleus. NCBI's taxonomy places the organism in Eukaryota, Metazoa, Arthropoda, Insecta, Lepidoptera, Pyralidae. The coding region runs from base 364 to 1341 and encodes 325 amino acids. Gene Ontology annotation, biological process: regulation of transcription by RNA polymerase II. The transcript is spliced from 2 exons.
GAGACGAGCGGAGAGGAGAUAUUUUUUAAACAACCAAUAGAAUUGAGUUAUUGACACGUCUCCUCUCCGCUCAGCUUCAGUGGAGAUCGCUGUGCGGAGAUGUGUAAUAUUUGUAUGUCGCGAUGGAAGCGGAGAUGUGAGCUGUGCGCGGACGACGCGCAGUGGAGACGAGAGAUGUGAGCGGCGUGCAGUGAGCGAUGUCACCCUCCCCCCUCUCGCCCGCUAGCAACCCGCAGAACCCCGCGCGCGCGCCGGCCGGCCAUCUUGCUAGUACCGUGCGCGCGAGCACACGCUUUUAUCGUGAAUAAUUUGUGCAGUUUGUAUUUUUCAACGUAAACAAUUAGUUAAUUUAAAUAAAACGUAAUGGAUGAACAAUUUAUUGAAUCAGUAAAAAAAUAUCCAUGUCUAUGGAACACAUCAAUAGAUACCUAUAAACUUACUGACGUCAAAGAUGCAGCUUGGGAGAACGUUUUGAAAGAAACUCAAUUAUCUGACGUAAAAACGGCUAAAUCUAAGUGGAAAAAGUUGAGAGACAGCCACCGGGACGCAUUAAAAAGGAAGAAUGCCACUAGAAGUGGACAGAGUGGUAAACAAAUUCGUGAAUGGAAAUAUGAGAAGGUAAUGGAAUUUUUGAUACCAUAUAUGACGAAUAGAAACAGGACUACAAAUUAUACCUCACAAACAAAUAUAAAUGAACAGGAAACAAAUUCAUUGGAAAGUAAUGUAACCGAUGAGUUUUUUGAAACAUCAAGCAAUCAUACAAGAAGCACUCCAGAAGAUCGUCCAUCUGUACAACAUUCGCCGUCACCGACAUCAAGCGUCUCAGCCUCGACAUGCAGAAAUGCAACAAGAAAAUCGGAUGAAAUAAGUAAUUUACUUAUACAGCACCAUGCAAACCGUGAAAGAAUACGCCAAGAAAAACUAGAAAUACAAUCAUUGAUAGAGAAAAAUAAUACCCUUGACGAAAUGGACACUUUUUUUCUGUCGAUAUCAAAAAGUGUAAAAAAGCUUUCUCAAUAUAUGCAGCUUCAGGCUAAACGUAAAAUUUUCAAUGUUCUUUUAGAAUUGGAAGAACUUGAGCUACAAAACACAUGGUAUAACACAAAUGAAAAUAAUUGGUAUUCCCCCGGUUACACUUCAGCACCGGGUCCAAGUUCGACACCGGGUCCUAGCUCAACACAGGCACCGGUUCUUACAUCAACACAGGCCGGUGGUCCUAACUCAACACAGGCACCGGUUCUUACAUCAACACAGGCCGGUGGUCCUAACUCAACACAGGCACCGGUUCCUAGCUCAACACAAAUACCGGGUCCAAGUUCGACACAGGCACAUGACCGAUGA